This is a messenger RNA of Vigna radiata var. radiata (mung bean), 1578 nucleotides long. Its product is annotated as F-box/FBD/LRR-repeat protein At4g26340-like. The record is from RefSeq and is a predicted model, not a curated record. Lineage: Eukaryota; Viridiplantae; Streptophyta; Magnoliopsida; Fabales; Fabaceae. Gene Ontology annotation, molecular function: protein binding. The transcript is spliced from 4 exons. The coding region runs from base 1 to 1578 and encodes 525 amino acids.
AUGGGUUUGAGGUUAAAGGGUUUUGUGGUUGUUGCACUCAAACCAAACAUGGCCGAUAGGAUAAGCGAUUUACCUGACGCAGUUCUCUGUCACGUUCUCUCUUUCCUGCCAACCGCCGCCGCCAUCGCCACCACCAUCCUCUCCAAGCGCUGGAACGCUCUCUGGCGCACAUGUCCCUCUCUCACCUUCGAUGACUCCGACUACUUCUAUAACUCAACCAGCCGAUCCUACUCCCGCUUCGUCCAGUGCGUACACGUGGCAAUCCUCUUGCGCGAUUGGCAUCAGACGGUGCGUUCGUUCCACCUCAGAGUUCGCUCUUCUCUCUGCGACUACACCAACGUGACCGUGUGGAUCAACACGGUGAUGCAACGAGGGGUUCAGCACCUUGACCUCUGCGUCGGAAACUUGUUCAACUUGCCCAGCGCGGUUCCCACAUGCAAAACCCUCGUCGUUCUGAAGCUGGAAAAGUUCCACAUUAAGAAUAUCCCUUCCUUUGAUUUUCCUCUGCUCAAAAUCAUGCAUCUGAGAAACCUAUAUUUCUCAGAACACCGAGAUUUCGCGCAGAUUGUUCGUGCGAGUCCGAAUCUGGAGGAAUUGGAAGUCCUCGAUAUGUUUAUUCAUUGCCGCAAGGUGGAAGGGAGUUUUGAGUAUUUGCCCAAGUUGGUUAGGGCAACUGUUCCGAAAAUUGAUGUUCCGUUGGGAGUUGUUAGUAAUGUUCAGUUUCUGCGCCUGGAUUGGGUGGACCAAAAAUUGAAAGACAUGGAUCCAAACCGCGGGGAUACUGUGUUCAAAAAUUUGAUUCACCUUGAAUUUGGCUAUGUGAAUUCUAUUCAAGACUGGGUCGAGGUUUUCCAAAUGCUCAAGUGUUCCCCCAGCCUUCAAAUUUUUGUCAUUGACAAGAUGUAUCUUGAUCCCUUGCCUAUAGCUAAUCGUGAAGGAGCAGAUUGGAUAUAUCCAGGAUUUGUUCCUGUGGGCAUUUCGUUAAACCUUAGAAGAUGUUGUUUUAAGAAUUACAAAGGUUGGAAAGGUUUUGGAAAUUGGAAAAAAAUGCCAGCAGUUAGGGUUUCUUCUUCAUGGGAAAAAAAUGAGUUAGGAUACAACCACAGUCAGACCCAAAAGUUGCCAAAAACUCAAAUGCGAGCUUCUGAAACUCAAAUUCAGAUCAACACAAGAAGAGGCAAAACCCCAAACCCAAUUUCAAAACCGAAGACCUCACUUUCUCAAAUCGCAAAACAGAAAAGAGGAUCAAAAGCUCCAAUUCAAGCCUUGAAUCAACGUAGAAGAAAUAGAAUCUCAAUCCCAAUUCCCAUCUUAAGAAACCCUAAAUUCAAUCUCAAUUCGAAAUCCCCAUUGAGGGUUUGUGAGUCAGAGUUGUCUCUAUCGUCGGCAAUUGAGGGUUUGUGUGAGGAAUGGUGGAAGGAGAAUUUGGUGGGAAAGGAGUUGCUGAUUUCGCAAAGUCUCCCUUUCCUCCUGUCUCGAUCGCUCACGCUCAACAAGAAGGUGAACGUGCACAAGGUCUGCCUGCUUCGUGAGGCGUUCACUCUGUUCGAUUUCAAGGGUCUUGGGAGCUUUUAUUAA